AUGGAGGCCGAUGAACCUUCAAAUCCAAGUAUCUUGCCUUCGUUACCAGAAGACAUCAUCAGUUUUUGUAUCUUGACUUGUCUACCAGUGAAGACCCUCAUAAGACUGACUUGCGUCUGUAAGGCAUGGCGGAAUCUCAUAAACUCAGAUCCAGAAUUCAUCAAGUCUCAUCUGCAACAAUCUCUCCAAAACAAGGCACCCCGCAAAAUCUACAUGCGCAAUUGGAUCACCUAUUGCCCCUGCCAUCGAUCCAUCCUGGAUGCCCCAGGUUUCGCGAAUUCUGAUAAUCAACGGACAAUUAUUCAUCAACGCGACGAAUUCAUGUAUCUUGGGAUGCAAAUGUACGUCGUAGGCAGCUCUAAUGGGCUGCUAUGUAUUCUCCAGGAUUGCGGUUGUAGCGGGGACUCGAUACUAUAUCUUUGGAACCCAGCUUUAGGGCAAUUCAAGUUGUUACCUAGAAGCAUAUGCACAGGUUAUUGGACUAUUGCUGUAGGCUUUGGCUACGACCCAGGAGCGGACGAUUAUAUAGUGGCAAAAGUAUGCAGGCUGAAAGUAGUACCAGAAGGGUAUGUCAGCUACAAGGUUGGGAUCUAUACCCUAAGAAACCAUUCCUGGAAAACUAUCACCUUUGAUACUGUUCCCGGAGCGCCCAGACGGGUUGAGCGUCAUGAUCGUGUAGGUGUGAUUCAUGAAGGAUUCCUUUAUUGGAUAAGUGGGACUGACGAGGAAGGGUGCAUUUGGUUGAACGCGUUUGAUAUGAAACGAGAAAUAUUUCAAGUGAUUACGGUUCCAAGUUACGUUCCCGUUAACUCAUACCGGAGGCUUAGAUUGUUUAGGGGGUGUGUUUCCGUAAGUGGUUUCACAUCAGGAGAGUUUGAGCUUUGGGCAAUGAAAGAAGAAGGUUCUUGGGUAAAACAAUUUGUGAUCACAAGAAACUCGGAUAUGGUUAUCUGGCCUCAUCUUAGCACAACUGAUGUCACAUCAGGUGGGAAGAUUCUGGCAUUUCAAGCACAUUAUACAGCAGCAAUACGUAAAGAAUCAGGACGUCUGGUUUUGUAUGAUCCAGAUAGCCAAAUGAUUGAGGAUGCCAUCAGUGGGUUGGCUUAUCAUGAUAUCAAACCUUCUUGGCUUUGGUUCAAGUACUUUGUAGUGGAUAAUUAUGUGGAGAGUUUAGUUCGUGUUAUACCAGAUGGUGAAAGGAAAAUUUCUCAAGAGAUCAUUGAUUCCUAUGCCAACGGAGGAGAAGAAAAGACCAAGAAGAAUUCAAGAAAAUUAUUCGGCUGCUUCGUGUGUAGGGAUUAG
Molecule: messenger RNA, 1302 nt
Organism: Coffea eugenioides
Lineage: Eukaryota; Viridiplantae; Streptophyta; Magnoliopsida; Gentianales; Rubiaceae
Product: F-box/kelch-repeat protein At3g23880-like
Exons: 1
Coding region: 1-1302 (433 amino acids)
Molecular function (GO): protein binding
Source: RefSeq, a predicted model, not a curated record